Messenger RNA from Rhinopithecus roxellana (golden snub-nosed monkey), 2536 nucleotides. RefSeq names its product zinc finger protein 785 (gene ZNF785). Gene Ontology annotation, molecular function: DNA-binding transcription repressor activity, RNA polymerase II-specific. NCBI's taxonomy places the organism in Eukaryota, Metazoa, Chordata, Mammalia, Primates, Cercopithecidae. The record is from RefSeq and is a predicted model, not a curated record. Gene Ontology annotation, biological process: negative regulation of transcription by RNA polymerase II.
CAGGAAGGCUCCAUCUUGGUUAAGGGCAGGAGUAGGGACGUUACGGUCUUGCUUGAGGAAAGACAGGAAAGCGCCAGCAUCUCCACCUUCCCCGGAAGCCUCCCUUUGCCAGGCCGAUAGGGUUUCCCAUGGGGCGGCCCCUGGCGCCGCGCCCGGCCCAUGUACGCGGGGAGACCGAGUCCCGGAGGACUAGGGAAAGCAGGCCGGGCACCGUGAGCUUCGCGGACGUAGCGGUGUACUUCUCUCCCGAGGAAUGGGGCUGCCUGCGGCCCGCGCAGAAGGUCCUGUACCGGGACGUGAUGCGGGAUACCUUCGGCCACCUAGGCGCGCUAGGAUUUUCAGGCCCCAAACCCGCUUUUAUCUCGGCGGAAGGAGAAGUGGAGGCGUGGAGCCCGGAGGCCCAGGAUCCCGAGGGUGAGAGCCCAGCAGCUGUCAGCAGGGGCCAGGGACAGGAAGCAGGAUCUAGGGAUGGGAAUGCGGAGAAGGAAAGGCUGAAGUGUCCAAAACAAAAAGAGGUGGCGCAUGAAGUGGCUGUCAAGGAGUGGUUGCCCAGCGCCGCCUGCCCAGAGCUCUGCAACCCUAGGCCCAUGAAUCCCUGGCUCGAGGACACUCUGACCCGAAGACCGCCCCACUCUUGCCCAGACUGUGGCUGCAACUUCAGCUACCCUUCCCUCCUGGCCAGCCACCAGCGACUCCACUCCGGGGAGCGGCCCUUCCCCGGCGGCCAGUGCCAGGCGCGUUUCUCCCAGCGCAGGUACCUGCUCCAGCAUCAGUUCAUCCACACCGGCGAGAAGCCCUACCCCUGCCCCGACUGCGGGCGCCACUUCCGCCAGAGGGGUUCCCUGGCUAUCCACAGGCGGGCUUACACCAGGAAGAAGCCUUACGCGUGCUCAGACUGCAAGAGUCGCUUCACUUACUCCUACCUGCUGGCCAUCCACUAGCGCAAGCACACGGGCGAGAAGCCCUACAGCUGCCCCGAUUGCAGCCUCCGUUUCGCCUACACCUCCCUGCUGGCCAUCCACAGGUGCACACACACCGGCGAGAAGUCCUACCCCUGUCCUGACUGGGGCCUUCGCUUCACCGACUCUUCCCUUCUGCGCAGUCACCGGCGCAUUCACUCGGACAGCUGGCCCUUCUGUGCGGAGUGUGAGAAAGGCUUCAAGCGGAAGACCGCCCUGGAAGCCCAUCAGUGGAACCACAGCUUCUGCAGCGAGAGGCGCGCGUGGUGGCAGGCCGUGGUGGGGCGUUCAGAGCCCGUCACUGUUUUGGGAGGCAAGGCUCUCCCAAUUCACUUCCGGCACUUUCCAGAUAUAUUUCAAGAGUGUGGGUGAUGGCAUUCACACAAACUAGUCAGCGUUUUCUCUGGAGAGGAAGAGGCAAGCUUUGUGCAUUUGAGGAAUAAGGAAGGGAAGUGGGCAUUUGAGGAAAACAAAGUUCCGCCUUAGGAAAAAAGCAGAAGUAGGGGCACAGAGGGCUGUGGGGAGGAGGCAGGAAUCUGAAAAGGUGCCUGGGGGGUGACCCCAUUUUCUGAAGCUCCAGCACACAGGGCCGCGUGUUCCACGUCCCAUCCUUCACUGAAAACCAUUUACCUAACUGGCUUUUCCUUCUUGAUUGUUCUCUCUCUUGUAGCGCUCUACUUUUUGGCCUGUAUCUCCUACUCCUCUGAGAUGGGGUCCCCUGCAUUCCAGUGCCUAUUAAAGGAGCCUGCACCCACUCUGGAUCCCCCAGAAUAGAGGGCAUACCUAGGGCCUGUCCCUCAGGGAGAUGGAGUGGGGAGCUCAUCUCAGGAUAAUUUUUUUUUUUUUUUUUUUUUUGAGAUGGAGUCUCACUCUGUUGCCCAGGCUGGAGUGCAAUAGCACCAUCUCGGCUCACUGCAACCUCUGCCUCCCGAGUUCAAGCAAUUCUCUGCCUCAGCCUUCCGAGUAGCUGGGAUUACAGGCAUGCGCCACCAGGCCCAGCUAAUUUUUGUACUGUUAGUAGAGACGGGGUUCCACCAUCUUGGCCAGGCUGGUCUUAAACUCCUGACCUUGUGAUCCACCCACCUCGGCCUCCCAAAGUGCUGGGAUUACAAGCGUGAGCCACUGCCCCCUGCUGAGGAUUCUGCCUUUUACCAAUGCAGGUGAAACAUCUGGCAAGGAGACAUCUGGAGUGUAGGUGUUCCUUGGUCUUGAAGACCUAGAGGUGGCCAUAGAGAGGACAGUGGCCUCAGGUGGGGAACUUUCCUGCCCCACUCUCAUUCUGCAAGUGCACAAACUAUCAAACCUAAUGGACUCUGGAACUGGGCCAGCUCUUCUUCACUGUAUGCAUUAGUGAUUGCAGUGUUUUUUUCUUCUUCAGAUAUUUGCCUGUUACCUGGAUUUUGUAUUUUUUGAUAAAGAUAUAUUCUUGGGCCACAGUAGCUGGAGACACAAUAUAAUGCCGGAGAAUUCUUUUUUUUUUCUUUUUGAGAUGGAGUCUUGCUCUGUCACCCAGGCUGGAGUGCAGUGGCGCAAGCUCUGCUCACGGCAAGCUCCGCCUCCCGAGUUCACACCAUUCU